Messenger RNA from Exophiala aquamarina CBS 119918, 717 nucleotides. RefSeq lists its product as uncharacterized. The transcript has a single exon. Bases 1 to 717 code for a protein of 238 amino acids. Gene Ontology annotation, molecular function: protein binding. The record is from RefSeq and is a predicted model, not a curated record. NCBI's taxonomy places the organism in Eukaryota, Fungi, Ascomycota, Eurotiomycetes, Chaetothyriales, Herpotrichiellaceae.
AUGAGUGUCAACGCCCUUGCAGAUGCUAUGGUGGCAGGCUCGAUAGCAUCCUCGCUCGUUCCCUCACGUAUGCACUCCCCAGCAUUUAAGCCACCUCCACCCAAACCUCGCCGUCGAUCCAAAUCGGUUGGUCUGUUCGAUGGGGCCAAGCAACGCAAUAACCAUUUUGGUCUUGGCAAUGGUUCAGAGACACCCAAGCUCGAACCACCUCCACCACGGACAAUGAGGCACACACUGCGAAAUACAUCUCCUGACCACGAUGACAAAGAUGAGGGAGUGGCCAAGCGUGGCCGACGCCACUGGAGACGCCAUCCAAAUAUGCAUCACGAGGGUGAUCGGAAACGAUGGCGUGAUAAGGUUACUGAACGAGAGCGCAAGCGAUAUGAAGGCGUCUGGGCAGGCAAUCGUGGGGUCCUCAUCGACCGUGAUCUGGAGUAUCUCGAAUUCGACGGCGCUAACGACCUUGUCGUCAAUGUGGUGGUCAAAGAUAUCUGGGAGCGCAGUCGCCUUCCCUCUGACGUCCUAGAAGAGGUGUGGGAACUCGUCGCAUCUGCUGGUGCGAAGGCAUUGAGCCGCGAAGAGUUUGUUGUUGGCCUGUGGCUGAUUGAUCAGAGACUGAAAGGCAGGAAAUUGCCCGUCAAGGUCUCCGCGAGCGUUUGGUCUAGUGUGCGGCGUAUCCACGGCGUCAAGAUCUCGAGUAAACCGAUACCCAAAUAA